AUGGCCGCCACGAUCACGCUCCGCUCGUCCGACGACGAGACCUUCGAGGUCGACGAGGACGUCGCUUUCCUGUCGGAGACGAUUAAAUCCAUCAUCGAGGACACGGAGAACGACGCGCCGGUGCCGCUGCCGAACGUGAACUCGAAGAUUUUGACCAAGGUGAUCGAGUACUGCAAGUAUCACGUCAAGGCGAAGAAGGAGAACGAAUCCGAGGCGAACGUGAAGGCGUUCAACAACGAUUUCGUCAAGGUGGACCAGGCGACGCUGUUUGAAAUCAUUCUGGCGGCGAAUUACUUGAACAUGAAGGGGCUGCUGGACUUGACGUGCAUGACGGUGGCGAACAUGAUGAAGGGGAAGACGCCGGAGGAGAUUCGUAAGACGUUUAACAUCAAGAAUGAUUUCACGCCCGAGGAGGAAGAGGAGGUUAGGAAGGAAAAUCAAUGGGCGUUCGAUUAA
This is a messenger RNA of Ostreococcus lucimarinus CCE9901, 456 nucleotides long. RefSeq lists its product with no specific name. Gene Ontology annotation, cellular component: cytoplasm; nucleus. The record is from RefSeq and is a predicted model, not a curated record. The transcript has 2 exons. Lineage: Eukaryota; Viridiplantae; Chlorophyta; Mamiellophyceae; Mamiellales; Bathycoccaceae. Gene Ontology annotation, biological process: SCF-dependent proteasomal ubiquitin-dependent protein catabolic process. Gene Ontology annotation, molecular function: cullin family protein binding. The coding region runs from base 1 to 456 and encodes 151 amino acids.